Cryptotermes secundus is the source of this 7389-nucleotide messenger RNA. RefSeq names its product double-stranded RNA-binding protein Staufen homolog 2 (gene stau). The transcript is spliced from 19 exons. NCBI's taxonomy places the organism in Eukaryota, Metazoa, Arthropoda, Insecta, Blattodea, Kalotermitidae. The record is from RefSeq and is a predicted model, not a curated record. The coding region runs from base 195 to 2852 and encodes 885 amino acids.
UCAUUGGGAGAAGACCAACAUGGCCGCAUGUUAGUCUCUGCUUUUCUUUACUGUUUGCCAAUGUUUUGAAAGGUUUUAAAGUAAGUUAGGAAACCAUCUUUUUCAUCUCAACCACGAAAAUAAAUUUUCUGAGAGGGUUGAAGUGAAACAGAAUCGUGAAUAGUUAUCACCUAUUGCAGUUAAUUCAGAACGCAAUGUUGCAUCACCAGCAUUCAAUGGCGAUGCCGGCUAACCAGCAUAGAGAUGCUAGGUUGGGCCAAGUCCCUAUGAGAAUUCAGCAACAGCAGAGUCUGCCACAACAGACGCAGCAGCGACAACCCAUUUUAAUGGGUAUCCAGCCCCAGGCGAGCAGCCCUGGAACGUGCCAGUUGCAUGCAAAGCCGUUAUUGCUGGCACUUGUAAUAAUCCUGUGUGUGGGUCAGGCACACAGUUGGAAUGUAUUUACAAUAGAUGACUUGGAUUACUUAUUUGCCGCAAAUGGAUGUGUUGAAGGUGUGUUGGUGUCUAUGCCAACUGCUCCUGUGGUGGCAGCAACUGCCCCAAUAACUCAACAGACAAAUAGCAAUAACAAGAAUGGUGUGUCAGGUAUAGCAUCACCAUUGCUAGGAGUAACAGCAAGUGAAGGUGAAAUAGCUGCCACUCAAGGCCAUCAGAGACAGCAGCUGCAACAGCAAACAGCAACACAACUGAAUGGCGCAACCACAGUUAAUAAUGCAAACAACAUUACUACCACUUUGGCAAACACAAAAGAGAAAACUCCCAUGUGUCUUGUCAAUGAGCUUGCAAGAUUCAAUAAGAUCCAACAUCAGUACCGCCUUACCAAUGAACAGGGACCAGCACACAAGAAGCGGUUCACAGUCACAUUGAAAUUAGGUGAUGAGGAGUAUUCAGCUGAAGGGGCAAGUAUCAAGAAGGCUCAGCACUCAGCAGCCAGUGAGGCACUGGGGCACACACAGUACAAACAUCCUCCACCAAAAACACAACGAAAUAUUCGAUUGGGAAAAAGAAUAUGCAGUGAGCUGAAGAUUUUGUCUUUAUCAGGCAACAUCACACCUACUGUAGAGCUUAAUGCAUUGGCGAUGAAGCGAGGUGAACCAGCUGUAUAUACUUUUAUGGAACCACCACACCAUCAUGGUAAUCACAGUGGGGCACCUCACAAUCCAUACGUGCCCCCACCAGUCCCUCCAGGACAUAAUUUCAAUUACCGUGGCAUGUACAACCAGGUACGUGGAUUUCCAAACUACGACCAAAAUAGGCGCAAUACUGGCUCACGAGGUCCAAUCUACACUCAUUAUGACAAUCCGAGGUAUCAUCAUUAUGGGAAAAGCCCAGGAGGAUUUCAGCCAUCAUUGUUCAUGGUGUCUCUCCGUGUGGGAACUCGCGAUUUCCUUGGUGAAGGUCCAACUGCUCAGGCAGCUCGCCAUGAUGCUGCCUCUAAGGCUCUUCACCAGUUAAAAUCUUUGCCAUUGCCCGAAGACAGUCUGCAACAUUGUGAUGCUGGUAUACAAGAAAAUGGGACUACCUGUGGUUUGGAAAAUGAUCCUAAUGCAGAUCUGAAGUCUCCUAUCUCGCUUGUCCAUGAGAUUGCUUUGAAGCGGAAUCUCCCAGUGAAUUUUGAAGUCGUUAGUGAGAAAGGCCCACCACAUAUGAGAACUUUUGUGACAAAAUGUGCAGUUGGGGACAAAGUGACAAGUGGUGAAGGCAACGGGAAGAAGGUAUCAAAGAAACGAGCAGCAGAAAAAAUGCUGGAAGAGCUUAAGAAGCUACCACCCCAGUCACCCACUAACAUGGCUGCCAGCAUGGCUCGUCUGAAACGCAAGGCCAAUCCAGGAAAGAAAAAGACACGCAAUCUCAUCAAGGUAUAUCAGCAGGAUCAAAAGGCAGAGCCAGAGUAUGGUGAAGAUAUCAACCCUAUCUCUCGGCUGAUCCAGAUCCAGCAGGCUAAGAAAGAGCGUGAGCCUGUUUACUCACUACUCGAAGAGAGGGGAAUGCCUCGACGUAGGGAAUUUGUAAUGGAGGUCUCUAUCGGUCAGCAUUCAUGCACUGGUACAGGGUCCAAUAAGAAGCUGGCUAAGAGAGCUGCAGCAGAGGGGUUGCUGCAAUUAUUAGGUUAUUCUCGUCCAGCAGCCCAGCCUGCUAAACCGUCCAUCAAGACUGGUGAUUCCAACCAGGAUUUGGACAUUAGUAGGAAGGUGACAUUCCUGGAAGAAGAAAAAGUUGUUGAGUUGCCAGCUGGUGGCAGUAGUGGGCGGCAGUUGGUACCAGGUCUCCUGCUUAUGACAGACAAUACUGCAGGGAACUACGUACACACACCUACAAAGAAUACUGGAGUGAAUUUGCAAACAACUGCUGCAAUAGCAAAGGAAUUGCUGAAAGGAGGAAACUCACCAACCGCAGAAGCAUUGGCCAAGUCUGCUUCUGCUAUUGGGAGUCAUAAGAAUUCAGUAGUAACACCAAGCAUGGCCAAACCCUUACUCCAGCAACAGACCUCACAGACACAAAGCAGUCAGGUGGUGCGACCGAAGGAUCAGCUGCUCUACUUGGCCCAGCUGCUUGGCUUCCAAGUUCAGUUCUCAGAUUUUCCAAAGGGAAACCAUAGUGAAUUCCUGAGUUUGGUGUCGCUCUCAACUGACCCACCUCAGGUCUGUCAUGGGGCUGGACAGACAACCGAUGCCUCUCAUGAUCAGGCGGCACUGACAGCUUUGCAUGCCUUGUCAGAGAUGGGCCUUGACUCAGUGGCUGCUUCAGGGAGUGGCAUGAAGAAGGAUGGGCAGCAGGGAUCCCAGGGAGAUGGCCUUCAUCUCACACAGUCCUCAGUCCAGAAGACUGGAAGCAUCUCCCUUGGCAAGUAAAACAUGCGGCCAUAUUGUCUGUCACGAAAAAAAAAUUAAGAAAAAUGAUUGAUACAAAAUUCCUUCUUCCCAAUAUUGUAAAUAUAAUUCUUGAUGAGAAUCCAGGCAGUAAAUUGCUGAACUGUUUUUUUAUUGAGAAAUAUUUACUGAAGACAGACUUUGAACAAAAUGUUACAUUUGGCUAUGGAAUGUAGGAAGGAAUUCUCUGACAUAUGCUUACAUGAACGCAUCUACUUCAGAACUCUACUAUCUGCAAAUCUAAUGAGAGUUUAUAUUCUUUUCUAUUGAGACUAAAUUGGUUGGUCAGUUUGUAAUUACUGGGCAGUAAUCUGACACUGUGCAUUGAUAUACCAAUACCAUAGCUUUCUUCUGUAGGUCAGAAAUUGCACCUUAUUUACCUGUGAAUCAGGAUAUGACGUGAAAUUGAUCAGAAGGUACAGAUGGUUCUUUGCAAAAUCCAUAUCCAUGCACAUUAGUUGGGACUGCUAUGUAGUAUUCAGUUACAUUCCUGUAGUAAUGCCCAUAUGAAAUUGUGAAGGAUAUGGAGUCAUGUCCUUAACUGUACAGAUCAUGGGUAAUGCAUCAAUUGUAUUGUGGUUCUAAACAGGGGCUUUUUGUAGAACUUUGAUGCAAAAUAAUUAAGCAUUAUUCAGAAUCUUAUAUGAAUAUGUUUAAUUAUUUUAUGGUUUAUGUGAAAAAUAAAUGUAUCCAACAAAUAAAAUAAAUUGGAGCCUAGUUCUUGAUUAUUUGCUGUGAAUUGAAUGUUUCCUUGUCCUUAACCAUAUUUGGUUAUAUAAACAGCUGAAUUCUGCAGUAACUGUGUUGUAUAUGCUUUUAUAAGUGAUGAACGUAAUUUCUAGCUCUGAGCUGAUAGCCGUUAAUUUGGGACUCCAUUGCUUUAGGUGGAAAAUUGUAAGAUUUUUUCUAUGCUGAUAAUUUGAUUUCAGGGUUAUUUAUUACUAAAGAAUCAUCCUAAGCAAAGGGAUUAAACGAAGGAAUUUUGUAUCGUUGUUAAUAAAAUACACUUAAAGAGGGAGAGUGAAAUUUUCUUCCCUUUUGCUAAGAAGGUCCAGAGCAGAAGGGGAGAAGAAUUUGAGUUGUUUGCAGCCGGAAUUUAAACCACAAACUUUGGCCGAUUGUUAACGCGUGGAUUGCUGUUGUAUACCAUUAUGAAUUGUAUUUAACACCAGGACAUACAGAAGACUGCUGUUGCAUUGUUGUGAAACUGGUGUGGUUAAUGCAUUUUGUAGCAAAAGCUCAUGGGGCUUUCUACACUUGUUUCUGUUAACCACCAUGUAUCAGUAUGAAUCUGUUGGAGUGCUCAUCAGAUGUGAACUGGGACUAGUUAUGAUGAAUGUAAUGUCACAGUAUGUGGUGAAUUAAUGUUGUUGCUUGCAGCAGGUUUCUGACACUGAUGAUUUGAGUGUUUAACAAUUGAUCGAUCUAACGGACGGUUGAUUCCAGGCUGCGUUUGUUGGAAUCCAAGUUGAAAGAUGAUUGUCGAUUGAUUUCAUUGUUUAAUCUAUGGGGCGUCUAUAAGGAAACAUGUAUGAUUAAGACAAAAUUAAUAUGAUAGCAUUAUUUGUAAACGAGAAUCUUUCCCAGAAUGACAAGUGUACAUAUGUGUAUGGCUUGGAACUGGGCUAUUUCCCUUGCUUGGUUUCCAGUGUUGCCAUGUUAGUGGCAGGUCAUUUCAGUACCUUCUGUAGGAAUAUGAGUUUUAACUGGCACUUGCAGUCCCACUUAAUUGUUGUGUGUAGGAAGUACAAGUGUUGUAUAUAGAAAGCAGUGCUAAGACUGUUCAUUGUCUUCUGUGUCAUAUAGGAGGCAUUGAAAUUAUCCUUAUACUUUGAACUAAAACACUGAGGCCAGGCAACCUCCCCCCAGUCUGUGCCACUUGUAGCUUCCAAGUCUAAUGUAUGUUUAAAAAUCAUUCAUGCUUAUGUUUAGUGUUAAAUAAAUACAUAAUAUUCAGUAUUAAAACAGUAGAAUUAGUAAAUGUAUGUUGUAGUUGUGGAUAUGAUGUGUUCCAAUUCAUUAAUGUCAAUAUUGCUUCAGUGCAUUGAUAUCAUGGUCAAUAAAAGUGAAUCCAGUUACUCUUGUCUUUGCCUUGCUGGCUGCAUGUUAUCAAUAUUGAACAAAUAUUGAUGUUAAUAAGUGAUGCUGUAACUGGUUCUGUGGGAAACUGUUCAUCAUAAACAGUAUUGAGCAAGUAAUUUUUAGGUUGCUAAUUGACAUACAGUUGUAACACUAGAAAAUUUGUAUUUGUGGAAACCAUAUAAUACUCAUCAUCACUAACAUAAUUUUCAAAGGAAGAUUCUGGGAAACAUUUUCCACAGUUUGGUGACAGGUUGCAGGGUAUGGCAAAAUAUAUAGUUUGCCAGUCCCUGUAAAAUUAAUGGUGCACUGAUUCUUGUAUAAAUUUACCAUCCACUUACAGAAAUGUCAAUGAAGUGGUGAAUUUUGAAUUACAGGUAUUUGUCCCUAACAUCACACCUUUCUGUCAGUUGCUAUUUGUGCUCAUACGACAGCACCAAUAAUGCAGGUACCAUGUGUCAUGUGCAUAUGGGACAGUUGUUUUCAAGUGUCUGUUUACUGCAUCCAGAAAGAGAGCUGAUGUUUAUGUACAAAAUACUUGAGUCACUACAGCAAUUUUGACAGCUCAAAAAAUGCUUAAGAAACUCUCCAACUAUUUUGCAUAAGGUGGUGAAAAUGAUAUAUAUUGAUAAUGUUCGACUUGAAAUUCGAAUUGGCUGUAUACUGACAUGACUGAACCUCACAGGGAUGUACAAAAUGGAAUCAGAGCAUCACCAGGUAUGAGCAUUCUACUUAGCUUUUUCAUAUUUGAAGAAGAAGAAAAGGGAAAUGGGGAGGAAAAAAGCUAAUUGGAAUUGGAAUCAUUUACAAACAUGAAUUUCUCUGUGUCUAUUAAUAUAUGAGCUUUUUAAUCGUAGUAUAUUGACUGUGGAGUGCACACACAGUAGAGGUCUGCACUGACCUGGUCCUUUGGGCAUCUGGCCUAAAUCCAGCUUGAGGUAGCCUGAGGGGUCAAUAUAUUGUGCAUAUCAGAUUGAUACCUGAACACCCCCCAUCACCACCACCAAUUUGAGUAGGGCUGAAACACAGUAUUACAUCUGACCACACACUUGUGUUGGACCAUAUUUCAAAAUUGAUUUCAUACAACAGUAAUAACUUGAAACUAUGUUGUUUUGAGUCACUUCAUUUCUUUAUGCAAACAUUACUGUAUAUUUAAAAAAAAACGGUAUGUUUAAAACUACCUUCAUGUAACAAUCUUUAUUACAAUAUGUAUCCUUGUAAUAUUCCCAAAGUGGUCAGAUUGGCGGUCUUUCCUCCAGCCACCCCCACAGAUACAUAUUUGUCAUACAAACUUUGCUAAUGAGAUGGUUAGGUUUUUUUUAUACAGUGUGUACAGAAGCUUGAUUUUCAUUUGAAUAUGCUCCAAGUCAGUCUGUUCAUUAGGUUAUCCCUUGACCCUAGGGCAAAGCCCAUUCUGUGCAGACCUCCUUAACACAUAAUGCCAUGCUUGUGUGUGUGGCUGGAAGAUUGUGAACACACUUUUCUUACUUUAAAUGGGAAAUGUGCUUUUCUGUAUCUAAUAUAAACUAGUUUUAAAACAUUGCUAUAUGUAGCCAAUCCUCAGUUUAAAGCAAAGGUUCCUUGUGUGUAUAUGUUGGCAGUUCCUUGAUAAAAUCUGUUUGGAAUGUUUAAAGAGAUUAACUGAAAACUACUAUUAUAAGGUAGAGAAAUAUUGAUGGAUUUUAUCUAAUUUCCUACCACUUUAAUAAGAAAGGGAUAUAUUUCUUGAGUUCUGGAAAGUAGGUGCCAACAUGUUUAACACAGUCACAGAAAGUGUGGCAUAUAUGGUUGGCAUAGUUUUGUUGCAGCAUGUAAUAAGCAGUUGGGCUGGCCAGCUUUUGUGGACAUUUUGUUUUCAAUAACUUUCAACCUUAUAUAAUUUAGUAGCAUUCAUCAAAUGGAUUAAGGAGGCAAGUGACCUAACAGAAUCACAUUCUGAAGCCUGUAAUCUAGCCUCAAUGAAAUCCAUUCUUUGUGUGUUAUCUGUAAGGUAUGAUUAAUUUAGGGUGCUCUUGCUUUUAAUAAAUAGUUGUCAUUAUUCUAAUAACUGGAAUGAUUAUGAGCAUUUAUUCAUUUAUUAACAUAGCUAUUAUGUAAAAUAGUACUGUUGUGACUUGUUUUGUUAGUUCUGAAAAUAUGUUUCAAUGCCAAGUUGUACAUUCACUGUCAUUUUAACAAGGACAUAUGCAAAUUUGUGUUUUUUCUCCAGAUGUGUCAGUUUGACACACUCAAACUGGGGUUUGGUCAGUUAUAUUGGUAGCAUGAAAAUUACAUUUCUUGAGGAAAAGGAAGGAAACUGGUGUAAAGUUUUUUCUCAUAUUGAGGUAACUUAAUUUGUGAUUUAAUACUGCUUCUUAUGACCCAAAAAUAUGACAUUGCUUUCUAAUUAUAACCAUUCCUGUGCUUUUCCUUCAGGGCUUUGCCUCAUACUAUGUAUUCA